Balearica regulorum gibbericeps (East African grey crowned-crane) is the source of this 1135-nucleotide messenger RNA. The record is from RefSeq and is a predicted model, not a curated record. Lineage: Eukaryota; Metazoa; Chordata; Aves; Gruiformes; Gruidae.
GCCAGGAAAAGAAACAGUAAAGAAACAGCAAUUGCGCUCGAAAAACUGUUGCCGAAGCGAUGUCAGGUCCUUGGACUGGUCACCCCAGGGAUCGUAGUUACCCCCAUGGGCUCAAGCAGCAAUCAACCUCAAGAAAUUGAAGAGGGCGAAGCUGGGUUUGCUCUGUUGUUUCCCAAAAUCGAUGGGGUGAAAAUUCAUACCUUCCAUUUUUCAAAAGACUUGAAGAACAGGGUCUUUGAUGAAAGUAAAUUUGCUGAAGCAGGUCUGAAGAAUAACCCGGAUCUCCGGGUGGUUCUUCUCUUUGGCUACAACUCCUGGAAGUCUGGAGCCACUCGGUUUCUUCAUCAAAUAGUCAAUCCUUUGAAUGAGAAAAGUAUCAUCCUGGCUGGGGGACAAGUGGAGAGCUUUACAUCGCUGACAUCUGAGAAUAACAACGCCCAGCCCGGUGAUGCCUGCGGAGUGGUCGGGCUGGCUUUCAGCGGUCCCCAGAUCCAGAGUGCCACUGUUUUGUUAGACCAGGAUGUAGCUGACGAGAGGACAGCAGAAGCCGCCAUGCAGCGUCUCAAAGCGGCAAACAUCCCUGAGCGUAACACCAUUGGCUUCAUGUUUGCGUGUGUUGGCAGAGGAUAUCGGCAUUAUAAAACCAAAAGGAAUAUGGAAGCAGAUGCGUUUAGGAAGUUUUUUCCGAACGUUCCCCUCUUUGGCUUCUUUGGACAUGGGGAAAUAGGAUGUGAUCGAAUAGUUACUGGGAAUUUCGUGUUAAGAGAAUGUAAUGACAUAAAGGAUGACCUGCUUCAUGGUUAUACUACCGUUAUGACUCUCAUUCACCUUGGUUCAACUAAAGCAAACCAAGUGUAAAUACGUUUUUAAUGCUUCAGUGAGCUGUUUCUUUCAUUCCAGAAAGCUGAGAAGUCUGGAAGAGUGGACAUCUUGCAGUCAAAGCUCCUUCCAAAACGUAAACAUCAUUUUGGUAAUAUUAUCAAAUCUUGUAGUUGGAAUAGAGUUUAGUAUCAUAGCUGUGAGAAAGCUUUGCGUUUUGUGUAAUCCCCUGUACGCAUCAGAAUCGCAGGCAAAUGGUGUUGGAUGGAAUUCUGCAAUUGAAGAAAGCUUCUUCCUUCCAAAAUGAGAAUGAUUU